Messenger RNA from Sinocyclocheilus rhinocerous, 1017 nucleotides. RefSeq names its product secretory carrier-associated membrane protein 1-like. The transcript has 7 exons. The record is from RefSeq and is a predicted model, not a curated record. Gene Ontology annotation, biological process: protein transport. NCBI's taxonomy places the organism in Eukaryota, Metazoa, Chordata, Actinopteri, Cypriniformes, Cyprinidae. The annotation marks the transcript as partial. Gene Ontology annotation, cellular component: recycling endosome membrane; trans-Golgi network membrane.
GUGUUCUGGAUCCAGUGUUCCUUUAAAGACUGUUUCCUCUCUCUGUGUUUUCUGCAGGAUCCAUCUGUGACACAAGUAACGCGGACUGCCCCACCUGGCCUGGAGGAGUAUAACCCUUUCACAGACACAAAGCCGGUCCCACCAGGCUCUGCCCCUAAAUCAGUCCCGCCCACAACCAACACACAGCCGGCCAUCAUGAAACCCACCGAAGAACCGCCAGCUUACACUCAACCUCAGCAGACACAGGAUCAGGUGCGAGCCCAGGCGGAGUUAUUGAGGAGACAGGAGGAGCUGGAGAGAAAAGCCGCUGAGCUGGACCGCAGGGAGAGGGAGAUGCAGUCUCUCAGCGCAUCAGGAGGGAGGAAAAACAACUGGCCGCCUCUUCCAGAGAAGUUUCCGGUGGGUCCGUGUUUCUAUCAUGACAUAUCAGUGGACAUCCCUGUGGAGUACCAGAAAACCAUCAAGAUCAUGUACUAUCUGUGGAUGUUCCACACGGGGACGCUGUUUGCCAAUAUAUUUGGCUGUUUGUCGUGGUUCUGUGUAGAUGCGUCGAGGGGAGUGGAUUUUGGUCUGGCCAUGCUCUGGUUCAUGCUCUUCACACCCUGUUCAUUUGUCUGCUGGUACAGACCUCUGUAUGGAGCAUUCAGGAGUGACAGCUCUUUUAGGUUCUUUGUAUUCUUCUUCAUCUAUAUCUGCCAGUUUGGUGUCCAUGUGCUGCAAGCCAUUGGCAUUACAGGUUGGGGAGCCAGUGGCUGGAUCUCAGCGCUGACCGGGCUGAACACAAGUAUUCCUGUCGGCAUCAUCAUGAUCCUGAUUGCUGCCCUCUUCACCGCGUCGGCUGUCAUCUCUCUCAUCAUGUUUAAAAAGGUGCUUCACCUUAAACAAUUCCUCUGCUGCCCGGGGAGCCUUCAAAGAGCAGAUCUGAUUGGUCCAGAGAACUCCGACUCCGCCCAUGCUACUUUGACCCCGCCCUCCGCAUUCCUCCGAACUGUCUUUACAGCCAAUCAUCAGCUCUGA